AUUACUCCCUCUAUUUCAGCAAAAGAUUCUUGUAAUCCACCAUGCCACGUGGCAACAACCUCCACCAAACUCUUUAAUAGCCAUGGCCUGCUGCCAGCCACCCUCCAUAAAACGGAGGGAAAGAUAAUCAAUCCAUUGGAACGAGAAAAAAAAGAGAGCGUUUUUACGGGUGGCCGAAUUUAUCAAUCUAUUUGGUCAAUCAACAAGUGUUGUUUUUUUUUGUUUCUUUCCUUUUUCUUUUUCUUUUUUUAUUUUUUGAAGGAAAAGACAUUGAGUAUUUCUCAUUUCUUCUGGUCAAGAGUAGUUCUGACUUUGUGAGGAGGCAGGAAACGAGAAAAUCGUGGAGAUUUAAACCCAUUUCUGCGGCUUCUGCAAUUUGCUUUUAGUUUCCUAUUCUCAUUGGGCUCUCUUCCAACGCCAAAAGGGAGCAUCCCAAAACCAUAUUAACUUAUUUGUAGGUUUACAGGCUUUCAGAACAAUCAGCAAAGGAAAAGAAAGAAUUUUUGAAUGAGGGUUGUCUUGAUUGCAUCCAGAGUUUGAAUCGGUUUUCGAUUUUUUCCCCCAUUACAUUUGAGUUUUCUUCUAGUUUUUUUUCGGUUGAAGAAGGCCUUCUUCUGUUUUUUUUCUCGAAGAAGGCUCUUCUUCUCGUUUAUGUAUAUAUAAUUGUCGGAGGCGGAAAAAAGAGAGGAAGAUGAUUAGGUGCUGGACGUCUGCUGUGCAAUUGACAGAGCUGUUUAUAAGUAGUUUGGUGCAUUUGGCAUAUGGGUUUUACAUAUUUAGCACGGCUGUGGCAGGGGAUCUUUCUCAGGCUUUGAGUGAUUUGCUUUAUAAGCCUAAUGUAGACGCGUCUUUGAAACAAGAAGAAGGGGGAUCAAACGAGGCCACCACCAAUGCUGUUGAUCUUCCUCCUAUUGUCUUGGUUCAUGGGAUUUUUGGUUUCGGUAAAGGGAGAUUGGGAGGGUUGUCCUAUUUUGCCGGAGCGGAGAAAAAGGAUGAUAGGGUUCUUGUUCCUGAUUUAGGCUCAUUGACGAGCGUUUAUGACAGGGCCCGGGAAUUGUUCUAUUAUCUGAAAGGAGGGCAGGUUGAUUAUGGCGAAGAACAUAGCAAAGCUUGUGGUCACUCCCGAUUUGGAAGGAUUUAUGAAAAUGGGCACUAUCCUGAAUGGGACGAGGAUCACCCUGUUCACUUCGUAGGGCAUUCAGCUGGGGCGCAGGUUGUUCGGGUUUUACAGCAAAUGCUUGAAGAUAAGGCAUUCCCCGGCUAUGAAAACACUUCUGCAAACUGGGUUCUAAGCAUAACUGCCUUAUCAGGAGCAUUCAAUGGAACAACUAGGACUUACUUUGACGGAAUGCAACCAGAAAAUGGCAGGUCCUUGAAACCCAUCUGCUUGCUUCAGCUGUGCCGCAUAGGUGUUAUUAUUUAUGAUUGGUUCGACAUUCCGUGGCUGAAAGCCUAUUACAAUUUUGGUUUUGAUCACUUUAACAUGUCCUGGAGGAAGAUCGGCCUUUGGGGUCUUAUCGAUUGCCUCUUGGGGAAUGCCGGUCCAUUUGCAUCAGAAGAUUGGAUUCUUCCAGAUCUUACCCUGCAAGGCGCUAUCAGAUUGAACAGCCAUUUACAAACAUAUCCAAACACUUACUACUUCAGUUAUGCUACCAAACGAACUCGACAAUUCCUGGGUUAUACCAUUCCUUCUGGAAUAUUUGGUAUACAUCCUCUACUUUUUAUCAGAGUCCUGCAGAUGUGCCUUUGGCGGUACCCCACGGAUGUCCCUCCUCCUUACAAAGGUUAUAGGUGGGUCCUUGGCCAUAUUUUGUCUUCCCAUUUGACAUGGUUCUGAGUUUCUUCAGCAUUUGCUUGCGAAAAGGUUAGGAAGAAGCGAUAAAGGCUUAGUUUGAAGAAGAGGACAAUCUACAGAAAGAAAUUAUCUAACCUUAUAAAAAGUGUCUCAUCACAUAAAUCGUUAAAUAUUUUGUUACCAAUAAGGAUGUGGAUCUGCCGUUGUUUCCAGUAAGUUUCUUUACUUGUCUUUGCUUGAUGAGUUAUAUUUAUUUUAAAUGUAGGGAUGAAGAUUGGUGGGACAAUGAUGGUGCCCUUAACACCAUAUCAAUGACACACCCCCGAUUCCCUGUUGAACACCCAAGUUACCAUGUUGUCAAGGACUCAGAAUGCCAACCCUUGCAGCCGGGCAUCUGGUUUGUCACCAUCUCUUGUAACUUAUUAUUUUUCUUGGAAUGCAAUGGAUGUCUGUUUUCAAAUUGGGAUUCUCUUUUCAGUUGAGAAAACGUCCUGUCAUUUGAUGCUCUUCAUAUGAUUGUUUUUUGGCAUUAAAACCAACAUGCAAAUUCUCUACAUUUUCGGUACUUUUUGUUUUUGGAUCCAAGUUUUACAGUAUAUUAGUUAUUCAGCUUGGGACAUUCUUGCCUUCCACGCCAAGUUUUCAGAUGGUCUAAAUUCGAGAGUAUUUCGUUGCCCUGUUUUUUCACAUUGAAGUUUCUUUUAGCAUACUUCAUUUAUAGACUCCGUUUCCUUUCCUGUAGACAACUCUGAUCCUUUCCUGUAGAUAACUCUGAUUAUUACCUAACUUUUAUGAACUCUAUUUUAUUCUUGUUAUUAGCUAGUAAGCCUGAUCUUAGAGUUUCUUUCCACAUUUGAAAGAUCUCUGUUUACAUAUGUGAUUAUAGAAAAUUAAGUUGGAAAUUUCAUGCAGAUUUUGUUUUUGGAAUAAUCUUAGAUCAUAUAAUUCUGUGUGUCUGUCCAUCUGAAAUAGUUGUAACAUAGUAUGUGUGCACCAUGAAAAGAAUGCUGCAUGGUGACAUGCUCACUAUCAGAUUUUUUAAAUGAAUGGCCCCUGAAUUUCUUGUAGAUGUAAAAGUUUAAUAAAUGAGGUAUUUCUCGCCAGCUAGGGUAGAGACUAGUCAGUCUAUCGGGCGCUUUUUUUUUUAUUUUUUUUUAUUUUUUAUGCGGAGACUUUUCGGUGUAGGGAGUUCUUCAUAGUUUGUUAUUGCAUCAGCUUGAAACGAGUCAUCAGUUUAGAGCUAACUGAAUGUAUUCUGUGUUCGAUGUGCUAACACACUGGCGAGUGAUCUGAAUUACUUAUGUAAAGUAUUACUAUUUUGCCAAUGCAGGUAUUACAAGAUCAUUGAAGGCGAUCAUAUUCUUUUCAUUGUCAACCGGGAAAGAGCCGGAGUUCAUUUUGAUUUAAUAUACGACAGCAUUUUUGAACGCUGCAGGAAGCAUGCAUUUAGGAAAACACCUACAUUACCGGACCAUACACCGCAAUAGAUUGUAUAUGCUGCAAUUUCUGCUAUACAGCGAAGAUUCGUAGGCACAGGUAGAUAAACUUCUGAAAAUGUGAGUGGUAGUUUUCUCUCUUUCACACUUCUGCUCCUCCAUUUGACUGCAAAAGAUUAGUAUCCCACUAGUAGGUGGCUGUAAAUGUGAAUAAUUCUUGUUGAUGUUUUGGUCUUAGAAUGAAUAUCUGGGCUUCUUUACACUUAGUUUGUAGAGUUAAGAAAAGUGAUCUGCAGUACACAAUUAGCAUUUUUGGUGUUCUGCAGUUCAGAUGUCAUAGGAAAAGAAUGAAAGUGAUUAGGAAAAAUGAACAUUUGAUCAAUGAAAGCUGAAAUCCCAUCUGGAUUUCGGAAAUUCGGCAACCUUUUUUUUUUUAAUAAUUUUUACAAAGGAUAGUCCCCUAACUACCCACCCUUUCCCCUCAAACAUGAAGGCUGUGGAGUAAAGCCUGAUGCUAGACAAUGUGUGAUGUAAAAUGAUGGUGAAUUGACGUCAAGGACUGACCAAAUGAGGGCAGGACAAGGAGGAAGGAUCCUCAGGAAGUAAGCUAGUUUGACUCUCCCUAUACCCAAUGUAGUAUACUGCAUCAUCAUCACUCCAACUAGUGAAACCACGACAAACCUUAACGCUAUUGAAUUCAGAACAUACAAAAUCAAGCGACUUUCUCAGUAUUGUAAUAUUUAAUAUAUUUACUAUAGUAUCCUUGUUUAGGGUUUGUUAUUGUCUAUAUAUAGUCUGUGUAUUAUGCAUAACGACAUAUGAAUGAAAUACAAUUCUCCUAUUCUAACUUAGUACAGAGCUAGGGUUUUGUUUUGUUUUUUUUGGUCGGCCGUCUCUUCUUCCUUUUUCUUGCCGUCUGCCCUCUCCGCCGCCGACCGCCUUGUUCUCUUUAUUCAGCCGUUGCUGUUUCUUGCCGUGGCUGCUGCUUCCUGCUGUUAAUUCUGCUUCCUUGCUGCUUUCUUGUUGCUGCUGCUUUGCUGGUUUGCCGUGGUUGCUUUGUCCUUGUUGCCGUGGUUGCUUCCUUGCUGCUGCUGUUAUUUGCUGGUUUGCCUGAUCUUCCUGAUCUUCCUGCUGCUUUGUCCUUGUUGUCGUGGUUGCUUCCUUCCUGAUCUUUGCUGCGGCUGAUUUGCCGUCUGCCUCCUCUUUCCUUUCCAUCACCACCGCCGAUCCUCCUUUCUUCCUUCUCCUCCGUCGCACCUUCUCCCUUCUUCUCGGUGCCACCACAUCUUCUCUCCUUUCCUCUGGCCAAAUUUCAAUCAAUUCCCCAACAGCUCAAUUGAGCUUUAUUAAGUCUUGCGUGCCUGCUACUGAUCUUUGUUUGUUGUCGGUGUUGGUUUUUUUCAUUCGGCGGCCGCCUGAUUUUGCGUAAUAUUUGCUUAAGUGUUGCGUAGUAGUUUUGUGUUGCUGCUUGCUUACUUCCGAAGAUGACUAUCACCGACCUUUCAUCCACCGACCAGGCUACCCAUCUUCGGCCGGCGGCACCUCCUUCACUGACACCAGUCUCACUUCUUCAACCUAGUCUAUAGUCUCUCAAUCAUUCUUUUACUGUGAAACUGCAAUCUCGGGUCAACUAUUCCUCUUGGCGUUUUCAGUUUACUCCUCUAUUGACUAUGUUUUGUGUUGCCGGUAUUGUCGACGGCACUGAACCUACACCGCCACGUUUUCUUCCUUCCGUCAGUUGUGUCGCGCCCCAACUCAAUCCUGAGUUCGAUAUCUGGCAGCAAAAGGAUCAGCUGGUCCUCUCUUGGAUUCUUUCUUCUGUUGCUGAAGAGAUAUUUCCCGUUCUCCAGGGUUGCACAACGUCGGCGACAACAUUGACAGCUCUUCAGCAAGGUUUCGACACUCUUUCUUAUGCCCAACAGACCCAGCUUGUUAUGGAGCUCCAUAGCUUGCAAAAAGGUGACUUAUCGGUCAUGACUCUCGUCUCCAAAGCGAAGGGUAUCGCAGAUACACUGCAGCUUGCCGGCCAUCGCAUAUCUCCAGCGGAGUUCAAUGCCAUAAUCUUCCGCAAGCUUAGUGUCGAAUUCAAU
Molecule: messenger RNA, 5321 nt
Organism: Oldenlandia corymbosa var. corymbosa
Lineage: Eukaryota; Viridiplantae; Streptophyta; Magnoliopsida; Gentianales; Rubiaceae
Source: the annotation of a GenBank genome assembly